Papilio polytes (common Mormon) is the source of this 1140-nucleotide messenger RNA. RefSeq lists its product as uncharacterized. The transcript has a single exon. NCBI's taxonomy places the organism in Eukaryota, Metazoa, Arthropoda, Insecta, Lepidoptera, Papilionidae. The record is from RefSeq and is a predicted model, not a curated record. Bases 366 to 1115 code for a protein of 249 amino acids.
UCCGGUUCCGGUGCUUGAAGCGUAAACAUCGUUAUAGAACAGUCCUCAAAAUUAAUUUGAUUAAUAAUUAUUUACGAACUACUAGAUACGAAGAAUAGUGAAACAACACAAUUACAAGUGCUGUGCAUCUAUGGAACUGUUAACAGUGGCGCAAUAACGUGAAAACAAGACAGAUUACGAUUAAACAUGAACCAAUUACCGAAUUAAGGUUAGAAAUUUAUCACAAAGCAUUAUUAUAAACGUCAUAGUGUCACUGUCACUGUCAGUAUCAUUACUGCAUCGGUGUUGCCAACGCGAAAAAGUACGGUUCCACGUCGCGUUCCAGUCUACGCAGAAAUUUAAAAAAAAAUUUUAAAAAAGUAAACAUGGAAGAUCAAUUUCAAAUUCUAUUUGAUAAAAUGAAAGUCGAAAUGCAGAAACAGACGGUGGAACUGAAAGAGUCUAUAACUAAUUCGAUUAUGGAGAAAAUGGACGAAAAAAUAAAGCCUAUUAUAGAAGAAAACAAAGACUUGAAGAAAAAGAUAUUAAACCUAGAGAAAGAAAUGGAAAACUUGAAAAGAGAUAAGAAGCAAAACAACAUAAUUAUUUUUGGACUAAAAGAGGAAGAAGAAUCUACGUCAGGACUUAUACAAAAGGUGAAGAAGUUAUUUAUUGAAGAGUUAAAUUUAAACCUUAGUGAUUUUGAAAUAAACAACAUGUACCGCAUCGGAAGAAUAAGCCUAAACGGAAAGCCGAGACCGGUUUUGCUUUCCUUUGUCAAUCUAUGGAAGAAAAAUGAGGUAUUGAAAGUCCGGAAACAUCUUAAAGAUAUAUAUAUCACAGAAGAUUAUUCUAAAGAAGUUCUGGAGAAAAGGAAAUUGCUACAAAAUAAAUUGAAAGAAGAAAGAAUGAAAGGUAAUUUCGCAUAUCUAAAAUAUGACAAGCUAAUAGUAAAGGAAAAUAAUACAACCAAUGAUAGAAGAAAGAGAGAAAUAUCUUCAUCGCCGCCAGAAAAUAUACAAGCAAAAAAACACCAAGUCGGGUCGUCAUCUCAAAAUAAUAGGCGCAAUGCUUUUGAUAUAAUGAGAGGCAGAUCCAACUCCCUCUCUUCCUUUAAAACGGAUAACAGGCAAUAACAAUUAGCUAUCGGCAACCGGAAAA